Molecule: messenger RNA, 4800 nt
Organism: Funneliformis caledonium
Lineage: Eukaryota; Fungi; Glomeromycota; Glomeromycetes; Glomerales; Glomeraceae
Source: the annotation of a GenBank genome assembly
AUGACCACAAAUUUAGAAACAAACUACCCACCUUUAGAUUAUUAUUUAAACCCUAAUAAAAGCAUAACAUUUUCAUAUGAAAAAGAUAAUGAUUCCUUUCAACAAGGAAUACUUUGUGAAGACGCGAAAAGUUACUUAAUCGGCUAUUUACAUCUUAAUUAUCAAAAAUGUAAAAAAAUCAAACGGGUUAGCUUGCAUUUAAAAGGACUAGAAAAAACUUUAUGGAUUAAGGCAGAAUCAAUAAAACCCUGUGGAGGAGAGCGUGUACUUGUUGAUACGACUCAUGUAAUUUUUCAACCAGGAACGGACGUUUUAAUUGAUCAAUUAAAGGUUCAAUUUAAAAUAAAUUUACCCGAUAAUCUUCCAGGAACAAUCGAGACAAGGUUUGGAUCCGUAAGUUAUAAUUUACGCGCUAUCGUAACCAGGAAGAGCGGAUUAUUUCAUUCUAAAGAUGAUGUAGUUGAAAUCAAGUGCCCACUUAAAACUACCAUAACUUUGAAUUAUACAAAUGUUUCUCCUCAUAAAAUCGAAGGUACACAAAAUGGUUUGGUUUAUGUAUUCGAUUUACCACCAAAAAAAUAUUUUCAACUUGGAACUUCUGUUUCGAUACCAAUGAAUAUUUAUUUAUUAGAAUCAAACGUUAUGAUCAGGAAAGUUGAAAUUUCCUUGAAAAGUUGCAUGAAUUUUUAUUGUGACCAAUCGAAUGAAGAUUUUGAUAAGGAAGAACAAGUUAUCUCGCAUAUUUUACAAGGGAAGAAUUUAAAACCAAUUUCAGAAUAUAAUGAAAAGAAAUUUCAUCACAUAAUAGAAUUUUCAACUCCCAACAAUGCACUACCAACCUAUUCAGGUCAACUUAUUAAGAUUAGUAAUAAACUUUGUAUAAGAUUUUGCUUCUCUGAGGGAACAGAUCGAGAUUUUCAAAUAGAAGAAAGUGUACAAAUAGUUAACAUUCAUGAAAGAUUAUUCGCCGAUGGUAAUUGCACACACUUUCCGGAUCAAUUUAUUCUUGUACCUGAAUCGAGUAAUAACGAUCUUGGGAUGGUAACAUCAAACGGAAGCGGAGUUAAUGGUGAUUUAAACCCAAAUCUUCAUGAUUUUGAUACGGGAGUGCUAACGUCAAAACAACAAGAAACCAUUCGGCAGCUGAAGUUGAAUCAUGGUUUAUUUUUGGACGGAACUAGUGUAGAACCUAGUAAACAGGCUGUUAUUUUUGAAGAUGGAAGCCUAAAUGCAACAUUAUAUAAAGGACAUCCUAUAGUAUACACUAGCAUUAACGAUCCCACAUCUUCUACAAAUUUUCUAGCGUUUUACGAUCAUUAUAAAGCAAAUUUUAAAAACCAAAAACCACCGAUUGAUUGCAUUAAUUAUCCAGUUGCUGAAUUGACUUAUAAAGGUGAUUUGUUAGAAGCCUUUUCAAAUUACGUAGAUGAAUCCAAAGAACAAUUGCAUGAUUUAUAUGGUCACCUUUUUGCAAAAAGAACUUUGCUUGGUGGCAAAUUAUUCAUCACUUAUUCUACGUUGUACGAUAAAGAAGACAUUGAACUUUUAAAAUAUCUCUUAUUUUGGGCAUAUGAUAAUGCAAAAUAUCAAAAAAAUAACGAGAAUCCAUUCGGAAAAUUUUCAGACUUAAAUUAUUUACCAAGGGUAGAAACAUCAGUCGGGGAAAAAUUAAAUACUCUCGACAAAUUGGUCGGUUGGAUGAAUAAGCUAUAUAGGGAAGAAAAGGUUGAGAUAAUCUCUUAUAACGAUCUUAUUCCGAUCACGCAAUUAAGGAACAAUACAAUGUCCGGAAAAGCAUUUGAUGAAAUAAUACCUAAGGUGAUUAAUUUUAAAAAAAAGUUAAGUUUGACGGAUUGGGUCGGCGAUUCGGACUACUUCAAUCUAACGAGAUUUGUAAAAGAUUUUCACCUUCUUCACGGUCUUGUAACGAAUAAACGUGAAAUAAGGAUAGGCAAAAGAAUUGCAAUUAAUUUAAUCAAAAUACCCGAAGUGAGGUUAAACAACAAAUCCUAUUUUAAAAUAAUCAAGCCGUCAACGAAAUUGGAAGAAUUAUUAAUAUCCAAUAAUAUUUUUUCAAUUAAAGAAAUAAGCGCCUUCCCGUUUAUUAAGAAGGGUGAUUUUGAUUAUUUAUGUUGUGGAGACUAUCCCCAUUUAAUGAUCAAAUGUGAACAAUAUGAAAUUCUUAUAAAUAAGGAUCACAUUAAACCUUUAGAAGAAUUUACCACCGCAAUAGACAAAGCACUUGAUGAUAUGAAACCGUAUAAAGCUUUACAAGAUAUCUUUAACGAAUAUGGUCAUUUAUUUCCACAAAGAAUUGUCUUGGGGAGAUCUCUUAAAAAUAUUUUGUCAAUUACACCGUUUAAUAACGACACGAUUAUUUUAAUGCCGCCAAUUUUCAAAACUUUACGACCAAUUCUAGAUAAUUUAAAUAUUUCUUACCUGUUAACACAAAAAGGAAAUUUUAUUGACGUAAAUGAUUCAUUAUCGGAUUGGAUUCAGAAUAUAAACAAUAACAAUAAGUUGGAAAUUAUAGAAUAUAGUGACAUAAUUUCUUUAUAUGAAAUUCUUGAUUUUAAACAAAAGAAGAAGAUCGAUAUGAUUUUAGAGAAUAAUGAUCAGAAUAAUUUUAAGAUCAUUAUGACUGGAAUUGCCACUUUACAGGAUUUAGACAAUCAUAACCUUGAACAUCAUAAACGUGUAAAUCUAGAUCAACCAUUGGGAUGUAAUAAUUAUGAGGUAUUUGGAUCGAUUGUAACCAAAGAUAAUUUAAUGACAAAAGAUUUUUCUGUGAUAUUUAGCUUAUAUGAUGUUAAUGGAUUUUCUGCCAUGAUAACAACCUUAAAUAAUACGACAAAUCUUGAUGUAACGGAAUGUCAUAUCCUGUGGAUGAUUAUUGGGAAUCCUUCAAGCCUAUCGAUUUUCAGUCCCAAGAAUCGAGAAUUUCAAGUCAAUUGUAUUAAAGAAUCCAUUACAUUACAUCACGAUAAUUCUUGUCUUCGUAUUCAAUCUCCUUGUCAGUUAUCUCAGGAAUAUGUUAUCUUUGUUAACGCGAAUUAUAAAUUAACGAAUUAUAAGCCUAAAAAUAUCAUAAAAUUAGUUGGUUGGUCAUAUAAUUGUAUUGAAUUUCAUAUAUCUGAAUCCGUAUAUAAUGAAUCAAAGCUCAGUGAUUCAAAUCCAAGUAUAAUAAUUUCUGAUAGUGAUUUCGAUGAACAACCUCUUCUCAACGAAGAUAUUCCUAUGAACAAUGAUAAUAUAACGAUAGACUUAUGUAUUUGUAUUUUAAAUUCAGACUACAAAAGUUUAAAGAUAGAUCAUGAAGAAAAGGAAUAUCCUUUAGAUUCACUUGCGUAUAUCUUAUCAGAGAAGAAUUUUGAUAAGAAACUAUUAUUGGAAACUAACGAAAAUAAUAUUCAAAAUAUUAUCCUACGACCUUUUAUAGACGAUAUUCAAAUGAUCGUCUCAAUAGAUAUCGGAACGACUUAUUCCAGAUUUGCUUUUGCAAGUAAAAACAGCAAUUAUGAUAUGAUAAAUGAAAAUUCAUUUGAUACAAAUACAGUAUUGCUUUAUGAUGAAAAUUAUAAGGAAGUUAAGGAAUGGGGAUUAAAUGCCAUGGCCGAAAGACCAACAAAAAAAGUGAAAAAGCACAACAUGUGUAGUAUUGUUGAAUACUUUAAAUUACAUUUGUUCGAAAUAUCCGAAGAAGAUAAACCACCAUUACCAAAAGGUUUUGAUCAUAAAAUGGCAAUUGUAGAUUAUUUACGGCAGCUAAUUGAGGCAGCAGCCAUAUACUGCAAGAAAAUAUUAGAGAAAAAACUCUUGUUGGAAGAACUCAAAAAUAACUUUUUGGUUGUUAAUUGUGGAGGCGGUAUAGUUGAAUUAACCCUUAGACAAUUAUCAAAUAAUCAAUUGGCAGAAAAGUCAUCAACUUCAAGUAAACAUUGUGGAUCGAUUUAUGUGAAUAAAGAAUUUCUUGCAUUUAUCGCAAAAAAAGUUGGUCUAGAUGCCUUGGAGAACCUUCAAAGCAACCAUUAUGAACAAUUGCAAUACAUGAUUCAACAAUUUUGCAAAAAUUGUAAAAUAAAAUUUACUGGAAAUAAGGAUGAUUUUGAACCUUAUAAGAUGGAUCUUGAAGAAACUUGUCCCGCCAUCAAAGAUUAUAUUACUGAACCAUAUAAAGAAGUAUUUAUGAAAAACGAUUGGCUUAUAAUCCUUACAUAUGAUGAUGUUAAAACAUUGUUUGAACCGAUUAUAGAUCAAAUAAUCAAAUUAAUUCGUGAACAAUUAUAUUCCAUAAACAUAUGUUUUGCUAUGGUUUUAGUAGGUGGUUUUAGUCAGUCAGAAUAUUUGCAAACGUGUAUCAAAAAGGAAUUUGAUCAAACAAUUAAGCAUAUUCUCGUACCCAAACAAUUAUUUGCAGCGAUAGAAGGGGCGCUUGAAUAUGGAUCAAACACGAAAAUAAUAUAUUCACGUGUGAUUACCAUGACUUAUGGAAUUAGAACGACUUCUUGCGAAGAAGAGCAGAGAAAAAGAUUUUUGAGAUUAGUACAAAAGGGUACAGAUGUGCAAGUAAAUCAAGAAUUUGAAUAUGAAAUUCGUCCAUGUUAUAAAAAUCAAACAAAAUUUUCAGUUGAAUUGCAUGCUACGACGGCACCAAAUGCUAUAUAUUGUGAUGAACCUGGUAUGAAGCAAAUUGGAACGAUUGACAUAGUAGUCCCGAAAUCAUGGUCUAAUCGAUUCAUAAAUCUUGUAUUGUUUUUUGGACAAAUCGAAAUACACCCUUAUCCAAAAUUUAUGAAUUAA